CAUCUUGCUAUCUAUACUACUCUACUUUGCAAGCUUUUUGGUCUGAAUUUAAACGUGAUUCUUUGUUAGAAACAAUAACUUGUUAUAAAAAUAAUCACUUUGUUCAUAUCAAAUAAAUGGAAACUUAACAUUAUAACCCUAUCUCUAACAAGCUGUAUUCUUCCAUAACCAAUAUCAUUGAAUCAACAACAAAAAGAAAAAGAAAACCGGCUACAAGGAAGGGUUUGUCUGAACUCUGAAACACGACAGGAUCUGUGUAAUACCAGAAUUCAGAAAACCAAACCUUUAUUAUUAUUAUUAAUGAUAUAUUGAAACACAGUUAACUCUUUUCCACAAUGGGAAUCCUCCCAUAUGUUCUGUUUUCUUGUUUUGUUUGAUCCCUAACUGAAAAACCAUGCACAUAUGUCCCAAAACUGUGAAAGAAAAUUACCUGUAUGAUUUUUUGUUUUUUUUGCACUUUGGGUAUUUGAUUUUUGGUGUUUGAAGGGAGAAGGGAAAAAAAAGGGUUUGUUUUGAGGGGUGUUUUGCAAGACGGGGCAUGGAUUCCAAGAUUGAAAUCAAGGUGACCAAUCCAAAGAACGGAGAUAAGGUAGUGCAUUCGGUGAGACCAGGUCGUGCCACGUCACCGUCACCAUCGUCACAGCCAUCUCAGUCGUCUGACGGGCGGCGUAGGCGGCAGGGACAAGGGUACGGGCAUGGAGAGGGAGAGGGGCAAAGGAACAGGGGCAGGGAAGGGCAGCAAGCAGGGCGGUUGAUUGAUUUCAUGCCGUUUAAAAAAUGGGUGCCUUGGAUGAUUCCAGGCUUUGUUUUGGUUAAUAUUUUCCUUUUCAUGAUAACAAUGUACAUUAAUAAUUGUCCCAAGAACUCGAAGAAAUGUGUGGGGAGCUUCCUGGGCAGGUUCUCGUUUCAGCCUUUCAAAGAGAAUCCCCUACUUGGCCCUUCUUCUUCUACAUUAGAGAAAAUGGGUGCUCUUGAAGUGUCUAAAGUUGUCAAAAGUCGUCAAGCAUGGCGCAUGAUUUCUUGUAUAUGGUUGCAUGCUGGUGUUUUCCACAUACUUGCAAACAUGUUGAGUCUUUUAUUCAUUGGAAUUCGGCUCGAGCAGGAAUUCGGAUUUGUGAGAAUCGGGAUGCUUUAUCUGAUCGCUGGUUUCGGUGGGAGUAUACUGUCAUCUCUUUUUAUUCAGACCGGUAUAUCGGUUGGUGCCUCUGGUGCACUUUUUGGUUUACUAGGAAGCAUGCUUUCAGAACUAAUCACAAACUGGACAAUAUAUUCAAAUAAGUUUGCAGCGUUGUUAACUCUUGUUUUGGUUAUCGUAAUAAAUCUAGCUAUGGGAAUCCUCCCACACGUGGAUAACUUUGCUCACAUCGGAGGAUUUAUCUCCGGCUUCCUCCUCGGUUUCGUGUUCCUAAUCCGUCCCCAGUUUGGAUAUGUUAGUCAGAAAGAGGUUCCUCCAGGAUACAUUGCACCUUCUCGUAAACCUAAACAUAAGACAUACCAGUACGUCUUGUGGGUCUGUUCUCUGAUACUAUUGAUUGCAGGAUUCGCCAUUGGCCUAAUACUUCUCCUUCGAGGGGUUAACUUGAAUGAACACUGUUCUUGGUGUCAUUAUAUGAGUUGUAUCCCGACGCCAUUGUGGAGCUGCAAAAACCGACAAGUGUAUUGUCAGUCGACCGAGUUCGGGAAAUCGUUGAACUUGACAUGCAUAAGCAAUGGGAAAAGCGAAAUCUAUCCGUUAACAGAGGAAAGCACUUCCCAAGUUCAACAGCUAUGUUCUAAGCUCUGUGGUUGAUGCAUGACCAUGUAUAGGAGAAAGAUUUUUCCAAUUUUUUUUUAAAUUUUCUUAAUUUCGAGUACUCCAUUAAUGGAAUCUUUUUAUUUAUAAA
Messenger RNA from Gossypium arboreum, 1883 nucleotides. RefSeq names its product RHOMBOID-like protein 1. The transcript has 6 exons. Bases 539 to 1789 code for a protein of 416 amino acids. Gene Ontology annotation, molecular function: serine-type endopeptidase activity. Gene Ontology annotation, biological process: proteolysis. NCBI's taxonomy places the organism in Eukaryota, Viridiplantae, Streptophyta, Magnoliopsida, Malvales, Malvaceae. Gene Ontology annotation, cellular component: membrane. The record is from RefSeq and is a predicted model, not a curated record.